Homarus americanus (American lobster) is the source of this 2536-nucleotide messenger RNA. Its product is annotated as 4-hydroxyphenylpyruvate dioxygenase-like protein. The transcript has 6 exons. Bases 290 to 1966 code for a protein of 558 amino acids. Gene Ontology annotation, molecular function: 4-hydroxyphenylpyruvate dioxygenase activity. The record is from RefSeq and is a predicted model, not a curated record. Gene Ontology annotation, biological process: aromatic amino acid metabolic process. NCBI's taxonomy places the organism in Eukaryota, Metazoa, Arthropoda, Malacostraca, Decapoda, Nephropidae.
UUUCCUCAGCCAGUGGUUGUGUGGUUUUGGUGUGUCCUCCAGACGUGUGAUCCGCGUGCAGUGAGGAAAUUACACUCUUCUAACACCGCUCUUGUUGAGCACGUGGUGAGAGCAGUAGUCAGCGUACAGAGGCAAAAACAAGCUGAACAAGCAUCAACCUCAGCCAACUGCGUUACCAGUUACUAAAUGAUCCUACUCUAGCAGACGUCGACUUGCAUGAUAACUUUGGCUGAUGCCUGUAGCCCCAACUAUAUUAUUAUAAGGAAACUUCCCCGCAGAAUCGCUGAACAUGAGCUGUUCCGUUCUUCAUCACGUGGAGGUGUGCGUGAAGGAGGAAAACAAUUUACUGCGUCUUUUAACACACGGAUUUGGAUUCCAUGUGUUCGGCCGCCGUGUGACCCCCUGUGCCUCUACAUGGGCUCUCAGGAGCGGCACCUCUGUGUUCACCGUCAUCAAGAGAAACCGUCUCGUAGGCUGUGGGAGGUAUCAAAGUUAUGGUUUUGCUGCUGAAAACAAUGCUGAAGAUAAAGUUCCCAGUAAGAAUAAACAAAGUUCACCUAAGGGUUCGAGUUUGCAAAUGAUGACUACUAGUAGCAAUGAAAACGUGACAACCAGAUCCCACUGUGGAAGUUCAAGUGGAGAUAAACUGAAUCUUGAUGGAGACAAAAGUAGUCGGUUAUACUCCACAGAAAGUUCACAAAACCUUUCUAAACUUGUUUGUUGUAAGGAUGCUUCCCUAGAAAAAAGACUUAAUGAAUAUAAUGAGCACUGGACUGUGUUUUGCUGCAGAGAUGGAGUUAUCCAUUCACUUGACUCUGUGUUUAACAUAGCCUUAGUGGUGAAAGAUGUGGACAGUGUAACAGAGAGAGUUAGGUCACGUGGAGGACAGGUACUCAGAGAGCCAGCCAAUAUAUCAGAUAUGUUUGGUCAAGUCAGGUACUCCAUCGUGACUUCUUGCUGUGGUAAUAUAGUCCACACUUUGAUAGAUAAAAAAAAUUAUGAAGGUGAUUUUUUACCAGGAUAUGAAGCUAUAAAGGAGUGUUAUGGAAAUGCAUGGGUUGACACAUCAAUAACAAAUGGAGACCGGAAACAACUUUCUGUCAACUGUACUGUACCUGUAAAUAAAUCUGAUUUUCCACCAGUUUUGCAGAAUAACUAUGGAUCCAAUGAAAUUUUCGAACAAACACUUUUAAACACAGCUGAUUCUACAUGCUAUCCUCAAGGUGGCAUCAAACUACCUACAGCUGCUCCGAUCUGCACCUACAUUGACCAUAUCACCUAUGUCUGUGAAGCUGGAAAAAGUAAUGAUUUAAUUGACUGGUAUGAACACUGCUUUGGAAUGAAGAGAUUUAUGACUAAUAGCGAGGAGACUGAGGAUGGAUUUGUUUUGGGUGGAAAUAUUGGGUUGCGCCUCAAGGCCCUAGAAUACUGGAGAUGUGCUGAGAAAGGCUUGGCUGCUCCCAAUGCUUCCAUCAAUGACUCUUCGCUAAAAGUUGUAAUUGCUGAGCCUCUACCAGAUGUCAAUAUCAGCCAUGUUGACACUUUCCUUCAAGCACACAAGGGUCCCGGAGUGCAGCACAUUGGGUUACACUCUCAAACUAUGACAGCCACUGUCAAAUAUAUGAAUGAUAAUGGAGUAGUGUUUAGGAAACCUCCAGCAGUUUAUUAUCAAGAGGGUAUCAAACUGGAAGAAAUUGAAGAUACAGGCCAUGGGGAGGAAAUUGAGCUAUUCCGAGAACUGGGAAUAUUAUUGGAUACAGAAAAAGAUGUCUUUGCAGAUAGUGAUAUGCCUGGUCAAAAAAGAUACCUCAUGCAAGUGUUUACCAAGCCAAUCUUUGAAGAAGACACAUUUUUCUUUGAAAUCAUCCAACGUUGUGGUGCAACUGGCUUCGGUGCUGGAAAUAUUACAGCUCUUGCAAAAUCCAUUGUACUCUCUCAGCAACAAGUUGACAGCAGUAACCUUUAGACUUUUAAUAUUGAAGUAUACACAAUUGUUUUUUUUUCCAGUAUUUAUCAAUAGACUGAGAUCCAUUUGCCACUGAGAUAUGUACUAUAAUUACAGUAUUAACAUAUCUUACCAGAUUUUUCAAACAAAAUUCAGGACAGAAGUACAUUUUCAAAUGCUGUCUUGUUCACAUAUACUGUUCUUGGUGAUUGAAACUUGCCCAUUGAUUUUGGGUAACAGUAUUUGAAAGCCUUGAAGAUUAUUUUCAUUAAAUUAAGGCCGAUAGAUUUCAUGACCCUGGAUAAUGGAUAAAUUGGGCUUUGAUAGGAACUGAUGAAGAUGCCAAAGUGGGAGUCGGCUGGUAUUACAGACUUUCAUAUACCUGUACUUUAUACAGUAGUUAUAGUGCUAUGUACUAGCACACUGUCGUUAUCAGUCUUAACACUUUAAUUUAUUGAUUUUUGUGAUUUAUUCUGGGAUUUUAGGUAAUUGGUUCCAGCUCACCGAAAAUUACAUACAAAGUAAAAAAAAAAUGCAUUAAAGUACACUUACUUUGAGGUGUGUAUGUAGAAGGCUCCUGGUUGAUGAUGA